AUGUCGAUUCGCGAGCUACUCGACCACUACACCCUGUUCGGCAAGUCCAAAUCCCUCAUCAUCGACAGAUUCUUCCAGGGUGUCGGCAUCGCAGACUUCCGCAUCCUACGCGGAUUAAAAGUCAAACACAACAUCUACAGAUACUGCAGUAUGUGGCACUACAAUACUGUCCUUGUCAUCGAAAUGAUCCCCAUUCCUGGGGGCCAGAUGCUCUGGAUCUGGUUGCGCGAUAUUGAACGCUUCAAGGGCACUGAGUUUUCUGAUCUCACAACUGUAACUGAAGUACCGGGAUACUACGAAUUCGUGAUGGGGUGGAAGGAUGUAUGGUUAGGGCUCGUUAAUGCGAUAUCGUACGAACUUCCGCAUAAAUUGGGUCGGCUAGAGAGCCAUCCGUUUGCCAACGUGUUAGCCAAAGCGAUCGAUGCUAAGAAAGGGCUGAGUCUGACGGUGUUGUUUAGUGACCCAUUUGCCAAGCAUACGUGA
This is a messenger RNA of Trichoderma virens Gv29-8, 483 nucleotides long. RefSeq lists its product as uncharacterized. The record is from RefSeq and is a predicted model, not a curated record. Lineage: Eukaryota; Fungi; Ascomycota; Sordariomycetes; Hypocreales; Hypocreaceae. The transcript has 3 exons. Bases 1 to 483 code for a protein of 160 amino acids.